This is a messenger RNA of Brassica oleracea var. oleracea, 1092 nucleotides long. Its product is annotated as adenine phosphoribosyltransferase 5. Bases 246 to 896 code for a protein of 216 amino acids. Gene Ontology annotation, biological process: adenine salvage. The transcript is spliced from 6 exons. Gene Ontology annotation, molecular function: adenine phosphoribosyltransferase activity. The record is from RefSeq and is a predicted model, not a curated record. NCBI's taxonomy places the organism in Eukaryota, Viridiplantae, Streptophyta, Magnoliopsida, Brassicales, Brassicaceae. Gene Ontology annotation, cellular component: cytosol; cytoplasm.
UCUUCUACAAAACUUACAACUGGUGGUGAACAGAGGAACAGAGCGAGAAACAGACACAAAGAAGAGAUAGAGAGAGAGAGAAUCUGACCUCGUUUCCUUCUUGUGCGAGGGAAAUUUAAUUGUUUUCUACUUUGAAUUCUCUCAUUUACUCACCAAGAGAAGAGAGACAGAGAGGUUAAUAUUAUCAAGACCCUCCUUGACUCUCUCUCAAGAUUUUCAAAACUAGAAAGAGAAAGAGAGAGACGAUGUUUGCUGCGGAGAACGGUCUGAAAGGAGAUCCAAGGCUCGAAGCUAUAUCAGCAGCCAUUAGAGUAGUUCCUAAUUUCCCCAAGAAAGGGAUUAUGUUUCAGGACAUAACUACGUUGUUACUUGAUCACAAGGCGUUUAAACAUACAAUUGAUAUCUUUGUAGAUCGUUACAAAGACAUGCAAAUCUCUGUUGUUGCUGGAGUUGAAGCAAGAGGUUUCAUGUUUGGUCCAUCCAUUGCCUUAGCCAUAGGCGCUAAGUUUGUCCCUUUGCGUAAACCUGGCAAAUUACCAGGUAAAAUUCACAUUGCACUUAAAUUUUUGGGUUUCUUCGUUGUUGAUGAUGAAAAUGGUAACACUGUAAUUAUAGGGAAAGUGAUAUCGGAGUCUUAUGAGCUUGAGUAUGGACAUGACCGUUUAGAGAUGCACGUUGACGCGGUUGAGCCACUAGAACGCGUCAUUAUAAUCGAUGAUCUUGUAGCUACCGGUGGUACACUUUCAGCUGCCAUUAGCCUUAUGGAGAGCCAGGGAGCUGAAGUUGUGGAAUGUGCUUGUGUUAUUGGCUUGCCUGAAGUCAAGGGGCAGCACAAGCUGAAAGGGAAGCCGCUCUAUGUGCUGGUGGAGCCUAGUGGAUUAGAUGAAUUCUGUUAGGAUACAACCCGUGAGGGUUAGGACUGUGUGCUUUCCACUGGCAGUGCCAAGAUACUGAAACGUACAUUGCUGAUGUUGUUGAACCGGUUUAUGUUUGGUUGGAUUUCUGAUGGAACACUAACCUUUAUAUUAAUCAAUUUACAUAGUGAAAUUCAAUCAUUAGAGAAGGUAAGAUACGUUCCUUUCUUACCGUGUG